CUUUCUUCCAUUUUUUGAUAACCUAUUGUUCUUCUCCAUAGCUGACAAACAGUCCAACUCUAAUGUCAGCAGAAGAAGAGCGUACUGAACCUUCUUCUAGCACAUAUUCUUUUGCCAAACAACAUGCCCGUCAAGGCAAAAAGAAUCCAUUAUCUCACUGGGAGAAGCUUCGUGAAAAUGUAAACGACUUGCACGAAAACAACUUGUUUACUGUCUCUUCAGUGGCAUCGUCGAGUUCAUCCUCAUCUCGCAACAAUUUUUCACCCAACAAAAACAAACACUUGAAUCCGUUUAUGCGAUCAGCUACGUUGGAUCCUGAAUCUCGCCCCACCUUGGCCAACACUGCACUUGUAGCAGCACAAGCUGCCGGCAUGAGCCAGUUUACUCGAAACUUUCGUCCUACUCGACAUCAAAAUGGUGUGAUUUAUGCUACUUUGACUGGUGUUCAACAAGACACUUAUCGACUUGAACGCGAUCUUGAUAAGCUACUCGCUCAGUUAAAUGCUCGGUCUCAGUAUGCUAGUUUUGCAGAAUCACUUUCGACUUUUGUACCUGCUACAACAACAGCUACGCUUAUGGCAUCGGGUAUAGAGGAGAACAACAAGCGCCAAGAUGUCACCAAGAUUUCAUUUAUUAUGUCAGCCAUUCUUGAGUCUAUCAAGAAGCAUAAAUCAGCUACUCGAUUACCAUUGACAGGUGAAUUGUUGGCUGUCUUGGCAACCCCUUUUGACAGAUCACCGUUGCUAGUCUCUGAUUGUGAACAAGCACUAGAUAUGUUUGAUUAUAUUCGAGAUAGAUUUACUCAACUGGAUGUAACAGAAUAUUUUGAGCAAUUGCAAUUCUUGUGUCGUUUAUUAGGGUUAGGCAACCUUAACCUGAAAAAGCGCAUUUUAGAUACACUUCGCAUCAUGUUGUUACCCUGCGCAAGAAACCCUUCGUUUUUACCAUCCACACCUACUGCAUACCAUUCCAUUGUCUAUACCCUCACCAAUGCACUCGUUAAUCUCGAUAUGCAAAAAUAUCACAACAACGAUAUUAUCAAAGAACACACGAUUAACGAUCUCAGUGCUGAAGAAUCUCAUAUUCAAUCUGAUAUACUCAAAAUUCUCGAUUCAUUAUCCAAUGGCACAUUGAUUCCUCCUAUGGGUAAAUCAUGGUCUGCUUAUCAUUCAGGGCAGACUGUACCAGUCUCUAUAGCCAGAUUUUGUGUUAUAGAAGGUCUAGUAAAAUCUAUCAUGGUCGAUGACUGCACUCAACAUAAUCCGCAUAUCAAAACAUCUAUCACUCACGCAAAACAAAUCCGUGACCGACUUAUACUCAAAGACUUGCUUGAGCGAUAUUGGAUUGAACCAGAGAAUGAUACUAAGCCAGCGUAUUUAAAGAUUGUGUUUUUGAUUUCAGAAUUGGCAUGCGAAGCCUUUUUUGUGUCGACCAUAGACGAUCUCAAAAACAAAAUGUCAACUGCUUCCAUGUUAUUAUCACUGUUGCAUAACAGACUAUCGCCUACAACACUUCAUUUGUGCCUUGUAGACAGACACACGAAUGAAUCACAAAAGACAAUAGCUCUUAAUAUUGUCAAUAUGUUAUUGGCAUUGUUAUCCAUCACCAGUCUUGAAGAAAAGCCAUUAAGGCCUUCGGUUCCAAGCCAUUUUUCCUCACCCAACCUAAGCCCUCGUCCUUCCAUGCCUGACUUUGCCAAUGAUCAGCUUUCUAUUUCUGAUAUACAAAGUAUACACAGCAAUCUAGAGCUCAAUACAAAUGAUACAGCUGCCCUCAAAAUUAUAUCAACCAUCAAGUCAUUUGUAGAAGAGUUUUGGCAUGCAGGCUAUAAAGAUUUCAUGAUUGAAGGUGUAGAAUCUAUGCAUCAAGAUACAACUAGUGAUCGUACAUCAUGUGCAUAUCAAAACUUGGUACUCCACCUUGACCCUGUUAUGGGUGAUGAAAUAGCCAAAAAGACUUUGCCUACUUUAUUUGAAAAACUAGUCGAUAGUUAUCCGCCUAUCACGCCAGGUUUUUGUGCCAUGAUUCAUGCACUCUCUAAGAAGUAUCGCCUGUAUUUCUAUAAACCUGUGGUUGCUUGUGCUGCCUCCAACGAUGAAGAUAAAGUGACUCACAUAUUAGCACUCAUCACUUGUUUGUAUCGCUAUGUUACGGGUGUCCAAUUCUGGAUGCAGGAUGCAGAAAUGAUCAAUGUAUUACUACUCAGUGACAUUGGUCAGUCUAAAAAGAAGGGAGAUGUGUCAAGUGCAUCUUCCUCACCUCAAUCUACCCAAGAAGCGCAGUGGGGAAGUACUACCUUGGGCCAAUGCGUGAUUGCUAUGGAAUUUAUGUGGACUAUCAAAAGCCUACGUGCCAAACAACAAGACCCACACCGUGAUAUGGAAGAGGACGAAAUUGCUAAAAAGUUCUUGAUUGAUCUUGAGCGUCGUCUGGCUGUCUUUUUGGCUGCUAAAGAAAAGACCCGGUGGGUGCCUAUGCCAUUGCGUAUUAUACUCUGCAACAUCUUUUUUGACAUUCGUUUCUUUUGUAACACAACCCAUCGACCUGGUUGGUUAGCACGUAUGGUGGAGUGGGCAACACAGCCUGUGAAAGAUAUCCAUUCGAGUGAGGAAUCUUUAUCCUUGACCGAAAAUGCCAUGCCCGCAUUGCAUGCAGCCCAUAUAUCGGAUGUUUCAUACAUGUUUCAACGCAUCCAUAGUGUAUAUUUAAAUGUUGUCGAACAAUUACAGUUUGAAACUAUUUCGCUCAAGCCUGUCUAUAAAGUCCCUGAACAAGCCAAUGUACCCCGCCACCAACGCCAACAAACCAUUCAGACCAUGUAUCCUAUCAGUCGCUCUGCUGCUCUCUCACUUAAUUUAGACCCACCUCAUUCCAUCACAGAUGAUCCAGAAACUGAGCCUGAGGGCCCUGCACUCAAACUAGCCAAAUACCGAUUUGAAAAUAUGGAACAAGUCAACCAAGAUCCAUUUGGCUCUGUGUUUUCACUUUUGGCUGCUGUAUUUACGACUUUAUCAUCCAAUGAAUUUGGAAGACUUGUAAAGCCUUUAUGGGAGCGACAUAUGGAUGAUCGUUUACCUCAAUCGUUUAUUCCUGCUGUCUUUUUAUUAAUGCAAUGCGGUGAAAAGAUUCCUAAAACCAUGAUUGAGGUGUCCACCCAUGAUUUUUAUAGUGGCGAUCCUUUGCGUCGUUUGACUGUGAUCCAAAAGCAUUCUUCACUUGAAGCUUUUCGUUUCAAUGUGCUCAGUCAAGAAUACAUUCCUAUUUCAUCUCGGCGAAGACCUUUUCGAGGUGACGGUGGUGCUUUUUCCACGCCUUUUGUACCUACUGAUCUUGGUAGUAAUCAAUUCACACUUGAUGAACCACGUUGGAUGGCCAAAUUAAAAAAUGCCAGUAAUUUUCCUAUUGAACUCAAGCGUCAAAUUCAAGAACUCGGCUGGGACGAUGAUGACAAUGGAGAAGAACACGAAGCACUCAAGAAGGUCUUGAUUCCCUUGGCCCUUUUACCUUCCUUGUUUCUAGAGGAAGAAGAAGAACGACUGAAUGAAGACGAAAAUCCAACAACACCGCACAAGAAAUCCAUUGAUAUCAGCAAGAUUAUUGCGCGUCGAAAACGAGCUACCACCAUUCAUUCAUUCACCAUUUCGUUUUUAAGUAUGGUGGAUUUACUGAAUGACGAUUUUGGCGGUGCUGCAAACGCAUUACGUGAAUUACUGGAGCAUUAUCUGAGAGAUGAUCCUGCUUUGUUUUCGCGUGCAUUUAUUAAUGACUUGGGCAAGUUCAAAAUUGACCGCCAUCGAGAUAUGUUAACGCGUGUGCGUUCAUUGAUUAGUAUACAGCACAAAUUACCUCCCGGAUUCACGCACAUCUUGCUGAAUUACUUGGCUGGUAUGCUGAAAUGGUUAGUGCGUGAAAAUAAGCCGGAUGGUCUUGUCUUGAUGACCUUGAUCCAUCCCAUCUUGGCUGAACUGAUAUUGUCUACCAAUGAUCUGUCCAUUCGCGACUUGCGCAAGAACAAAAUUGAGCACUUGCUAGUCAGUACAGGUCGCUUUUGGUUUACGCAUGAACAGCCUGCCAACUUGUUUCCUCGAUACAUGUCAGAUACAAAAUCAACUUUCCAAAUAUUAGACAUUCCACCUGAAGUGUUUUCUGUGGGUAUGCUUCGUAUUAGUCAUAUUCAGUUCUUGACGAAUUACUUGAUACGCUAUCCUCGUGAAGUCUAUGCUGUCAAAAAGACACUGCAAGACUAUGAGCCCAUGCCUGUGCCUGGGAGACUGCGUGAACCACGAUGGGUGUCUGAAGAAAUCUAUUAUCCAGAUACCACUCGACGAAAGAAGCGUGAUUCAGAUACUUAUCUCUAUCAACAAGAAGAAAACUUAAUGACACAUGUACUCCAGCAUGAUGAAAAGCCCUAUCGUCAAGAAGGCCAGCAAAAGCAACACACAGAGACAUUGUCUGCGCUUCGUGCACGUAUUUGGUUAAGAUUCAUUGAUAACUUACUCAACGGUCUCAAUCGAAACUACAACGACCGUGAUGAACUAGAACGUAUCUUGCAAGGCAUCAAUACGAUUAUUACGGAACACAAUCGUGAUUUUGGUAUCCUUGGUCAAGCUUUGAUUCUUUAUACGCGUGUGGUCACUCGAUUCAAACGUCUGUUUAGCUCUAAUCGUGGUUAUACCAUUUUCUUGCCUGCCUUAUUCAAGAUCUUUUGUGAAGCCGAUUGUUUUCCUCAAAUAAGAUCUGCCAUCAUCUUUGCUUGGUGUCGAUUUUACGCUGUGCAUGAAGAAUCGUUUGUGUUUCAAAUGUUGGGCACACUUGUACCUACCACCUUGAAUGCUUUUAACAAGUCUGAUGAACUUGGUGAUUGGAUGUUGGAUAACAUGUUUGUCCUGAUGCAAGCUAUGCAUGAUCCUCCUAGUUUGGGCGCUACUUCCGAUGUUCUUGGCUUACAGCUACAGGUCGAGCUCGAUGAUCAUGAGCGCACCAUUCAAGAACGCAUUGAUGCAGCCAGUAAUCCUAUGGCUAUUCCUCUUUCCACUACGAUUCUCAAACCCUUAGCCAGAAGUGUGACUACACCCAUUGCUCCUCUGGAUGUACACAACUAUAACAACCGCUCUUUUGAGCUACAGAACUUUAUUAAACUGUUUUUGACCAUCAUUGCUUAUGAUGUAGGUUCAUUACGUGCAGAACAGUUUGUCAAGAUAUUUCGUCAUAUGAUUCCUAGGUUUCAUCGACUGGUCUUGCUGAGAGACAUAUUGGAUGAAGGCAUUGCUGCCCUGAUUGAUGUGUUUGUCAAGUUUAGUAAACAUGCCAAAGUGGCUGUGACAACUCCUUCACCAUCCACCACAGGCGGUGGUUACCAAGGAGUUUCUUCUGGCGAACAUGACAUUCCCCGUGCACCUGGAAGUGCAAACCGGACUGAAUCAGCACAACAUGCCUAUGGCAAGCAAUGGCAACAGAACGAUAAAUUAACAGUAAGAAUGGAAUUCGUGUUACUUGUUCAUGAAUACUUGAAGCAUGAAGGCAUACUGACUGAAGUCUCGCAUGAAAAAAUGGCUCAGAUUAUUCGUACUGUCAUGCGUGAUUAUAGUCAUGUAAAAGGCAUUUAUUUCAAGACAGAUUGGCUCAAGGAUUAUUUGGUGGACUGUCUGCAUUCGAUGGUUGACAGUCGCAACCAUACCAAGGCUUUUAAGAAAGUAUUGAAUAUUAUCUUUUCACAAUACAGAUCUCAAUGGAAAUACAUGGACGCUUCUGAUCUCUAUCAUGGACUGGCCAUUGUGCUUGAAAAGGGACAAGGCAAACCUGUCAACAUGCAUGACAUUGCUGGAUUUAUCAAUGAGAAAUUCGUGCCAUUUGGUAUGAAUGCAGCCAUCCAUUCUAACUGGGAAAACGAUGCAAAAGGCCAUAAUAGAUUUUGUAAUGCGCUUGUGCGACUUGUGAUUGCUAUCAUGGAGAAUUCAACGCAAGAUGUACUGGCUGAAAUAGAAAAUCAGACACCUACACCUGGUUUGAUUUGUUAUAUCUUGGUGCCUAUUUGUCUUCAAUACAAUCUGCAAUGGGAUUAUAGCAAUAUGCCUAUGUCAAACAAGUUCCGACCUGAUCCUACCAGCAAUUGGAUGCGGUUAUUAAACUAUGUAUCAAGAGCAUGCAGUCAAGCCUUCUUACUCAAGAGUAAAACAUCAGGUUUCUUGUAUCAAUUGACAACCAACCAAGACUCGGAUACUGAUUUCACUGAUAUCAGGGACCGUAAACAGACACCUCAGUCUGUUGCCCUGUUGUUCUCCUUCAGUUUUGUGGCCAUUAAAAUUAUUCUUGUCUGUGCAAGUAGUUCCUUUAACAAGCUAAAAGAUGCUUGGGUCCAAGUGGCUUAUUUCAUCAAGAACGCACUUGUGUUUGGCCAGACACUCAAGUUUCUCAAGGCAAAAUCAGAUAAAUCACCUAUCCCUUCUACACCUGUAACAGCAGGAUUAUCGCCCAGUCCUCAUCAGGGUCCAUUGUCUCCUGGUCUACCUCCUCUAGAGCACUCAUCAUCCGCUGCAUUCUCAUUCACAACACCUUUGAAUAUAGGCACUAUUUACGAUUUUACCACCUGGCGAUUCUUGGAGUUUGUGACAAUCUAUCGUUGUCCAUUGCUUGUGUUGCUCAAGGACUUUAUUCAUGAAAAGUUGUUGCAUAUGGGAGGGAAUAGUAGCCAUAAUCGAUCUUCACUGUAUGCACCACCGAGUCCUCGGAUCAGCAUUGUUCAUAAUUCACCACAUCACAGUAGUAGUGGUAGUCACAUGACACGCUGGAAGAGUUGGGGUGGCCCACCUUCUUCUCCACCUCGUCAUACGUCCAUUCGUAUCAAUGUGCAAGAUACAGAAGAAACGUGUGGACUAGGCCUCCAUAUACCUCCUCCUCCUUCUUCGCCUUCUUCUGUCUCCAACCAUGACUUUUCUGAUCAUGACAGUAGUCACUCCCCUAUGAAACCUAAUAUCAGCCGACCCUUAUCCUCAGUGUCUGUCAGUCCAUUGUUUAACAGCCAUCCUAGAGAAGGAUCCACUGUGUUACAUAUCUUGCAUGCAGAAUCAAUUACUUCUGUAGUGCAUGUACAAAUAGCGAUGGGAUUUAAACCUUCUUUACCCUGGAUGGCAGCCAAACGUCAUCAAUUGAAACCAUGGAGUCACCGAGAAGCAGUCCAUCGAUUCACACAAGAAUGGCAAUUAUUGUUACAACUUUAUUUAGAGGUGGAUCAUACAGCUAUUAAAUCACAACCUAUUGAAUAAAGAAAAAAAAAGUCACC
Gilbertella persicaria is the source of this 7279-nucleotide messenger RNA. RefSeq lists its product as uncharacterized. NCBI's taxonomy places the organism in Eukaryota, Fungi, Mucoromycota, Mucoromycetes, Mucorales, Choanephoraceae. The transcript is spliced from 5 exons. Gene Ontology annotation, molecular function: monoatomic cation channel activity. Gene Ontology annotation, cellular component: axon; cation channel complex. The coding region runs from base 63 to 7262 and encodes 2399 amino acids. The record is from RefSeq and is a predicted model, not a curated record. Gene Ontology annotation, biological process: monoatomic cation homeostasis.